Messenger RNA from Gasterosteus aculeatus aculeatus (three-spined stickleback), 2596 nucleotides. NCBI's taxonomy places the organism in Eukaryota, Metazoa, Chordata, Actinopteri, Perciformes, Gasterosteidae. The record is from RefSeq and is a predicted model, not a curated record.
UGUGGUUUCUGCAUGAGGGAAUUAUACAUUGUAGUAGUAGUAAUGAUUAUAAUACUAAUAUAUUCUUCAAAUGAUCAAAAUCUAAAAUAAUGACAAAAUAUACAUAUGUUAUUUUAUUAUCUGAUUAAAAGUGAGAAAGCUUUCACGAUUAUUUUGAAUAUUGUGUAAGUUAAUUCCUCUGUGAAGUAAAAACGGGUCAAAUGCACUUUGGUGUCCAUGGAGUUGUUUAAUUUCAAUAUAAAGCAAUAUAUUAUUAUAAUAUAGUUUAAAGUCUAAAGUUAUGGUUUGUUGUGGAUUCAUUCUUUGCAGCCUUAACUAUAUUCCUAUAAAAUGUUUAUCUUGUUGACUUUAUUUGAGUCGUGAUGAGGACCCUCACAGACCAGAAACACACAACACGCUGGAGAUUCAGACCCUUCAAUUCACGGAGAUUUAUUGGAGCAACACACACCCGGAUAAACAAAGCUUGUUUGACAACAAGAGCCCGUUUUUUCCAUUUUAUUCCUAAACAAAGAAACAAAACAUUCCUAAAUGAGUGAAGUUUCAAGUUAUCAGAAUCAGAACCAUUUAUCUGCCAAGAGACACAUUUACAAAGUGCAAGAAAUAUGGAUGAACAGCACAUUUACAAAUUAAGUCCACAGGCGAACAGAUACUCUACACAAGUGUACUGUGAGUGUGUGUGAAAGUGAUCAAGGGUGUGUACAGGUGGAGUAGAGAGUCGAGAGGGUGUGCAGGGGAGUGAUGAGUUGAAAAAUAAUAAAUUAAUACUGCUUUAGAAAUUCCAUCCCUAUCGUCUGUACCUAAACGCACCGUAAAGUCCGCGGUCCCUUUAAACUGAAGCUCCUCCUCCUCCGCUGAGCCACGUCAUCACCCACCACAAACAAACAUGGCGACGCGCUGCACCGGCGCGGCGAUUCUGGUCGCGUUUGCUGUGAUUUCUUCCGUUUCGGCGGCUUUGUUCGCCCCCGGUUCCGGUGUAACGUGGCCGGUCGUGUCUCUGGCAGUCGCCACCGGACUGGCGUCGCUGUGGUUGCGGCGGCGGGACGACGGGACCGAGCGGCGGGUCUGCGUGCUGGUCCUGGGGGAUCUGGGUCGCAGUCCCCGGAUGCAGUAUCACGCGCUGUCCCUCAGCAAACACGGAUAUCACGUGACCUUUGUGGGGUUCUCAGAAACGAAACCUCACGAAGACGUUCUGAGACAAGAGAGAAUAAAGAUGGAGCCCAUAAGAGAAGUGAAAGGAGUUCAAGGUACAAAUACAACAUGUACUUCUUCCUCAGUUGGACCAAAGAUCUUCACGUAUGUGACGAAGGUGAUUCUUCAGACUCUGCAGCUUCUUCUUGUUCUGCUGAAGAUGGAGACUCAGUCUCACAUACUGAUGCAGAAUCCUCCUGGCCUGCCCGGCAUGGCGGUGGCCUGGCUCGUGUGCGUCCUGCGCGGCAGCAGGUUCGUCGUCGACUGGCACAACUACGGCUUCACCAUCAUGGCGCUGAGCCUCGGGGCGGCGCACCCGCUGGUCCGGCUGGCCAAGUGGUACGAGCACUUCUUCGGCCCUCUGGCCGCUCACAGCCUGUGCGUUACCGCGGCGAUGAAGGACGACUUGCAGAAGAACUGGGGCAUCGGGGCGACGACGCUGUACGACCGGCCGGCCUCCGUCUUCAGGGAGACGCCGGUGAAGAGGAGGCACGAGCUCUUCGUCCGGCUGGCCGACGCCCAUCUUCAGUUCCAGAGCAGCGGGUGUGAGGAGGACGAGCGGGUGGAGGGGACGGCCUUCUCCGUCCGUGACCUCAGUGGGGACGCGGUGACCUUGAGGGCGGAGCGACCGGCGCUGCUGCUCAGCAGCACCAGCUGGACAGAGGACGAAGACUUCUCCGUCCUCCUGGACGCCCUUGAAGAUUACGAAGGAUUCAUCAACGCAGGAGCCGCUCUGCCACCGCUGGUGUGUGUCAUCACAGGUAGGGGUCCUCAGAAGGAUCACUACAUGAAGCUGAUCGACUCCCUCCGUUUGGAGCACGUGAAGAUCUGCACCCCGUGGCUGGAGGCAGAGGACUACCCCGUCUUACUGGGUUCAGCCGAUCUGGGUGUUUGUCUCCACAAGUCGUCCAGCGGUCUGGAUCUACCCAUGAAGGUGGUGGACAUGUUUGGCUGCUGCUUGCCCGUCUGCGCCAUCCACUUCAACUGUUUACACGAGCUGGUGAAGCACGAGGAGAACGGUCUGAUCUUCAGAGACUCUCAGGAGCUCGCCGAGCAGCUCAAGUCUCUCCUCUCAGGGUUUCCCUCCUCAGACGGCAGACUGGGAGACUUCAGGAGGAACCUGCGGACCAGCAGGGGACAGAGCUGGGACGACAACUGGGACCAGAACGUCCUGCCACUGGUUGCGCCGCCCUGACGGGACCUUCAACCACCGACGCCAAGAUUAAGAAUAAAACGUAUCUGAAUGGAGUUACUGACUAAAGAGGAUUGUAAAUCUUUAAUACUUAUUAUUUUUAUUAUUAGGACCUAAAAACCUUUUCAUUCCGUUGUUUGUUUUCUACCUGAAUGUAUAAAAAGGACUUUGAUACGAUGUACAUUUGUAUAUAAAAUCUUUAUUGUGUCACCUGAA